Messenger RNA from Marchantia polymorpha subsp. ruderalis, 1370 nucleotides. Lineage: Eukaryota; Viridiplantae; Streptophyta; Marchantiopsida; Marchantiales; Marchantiaceae. The record is from the annotation of a GenBank genome assembly.
CACCUGUCACGGACGAGCGGGCCGACGCGCCACGUCAUGCAGAGAUAAGAAGGCGCGGCUGGAAAGACGAUGGCGCUCAUUGAGCAUGGCAGCGGAUUGAGCGGAUGAUGUUGUGGGUCAUGUGACAUGGGAUGUGAUCGAACGCAUCGAUGCGUUAUUCAUUCCCUUUUUCAAUUUUUUUAAUUCAGUUCGAGGUGGAGCCCUCGAGGCUCGAGGAAGGAUGAGGAAGAAGGCUGUUGCCGCUCGCGUUGCUUGCUCCUGCUCUUCUUGUUGUUGGGCUGGUGAUGCUGCCGAUCCUGCCGGUGCUGCGGAGGGCCCCGCCACGAGCCCCUCCAUCUCUUCGUUGCUCCGCUUCUCGGCUGCGCGCUGGACCUGGCAUUCAAGAUCUGCUCUCGGCCACAAAGGAGGGAGGGCAGGCGCGCUAGGGAGAAGAUCGAAACAAACAAGACUAGAAAUGGGACGAGAGGAGGAAGACCUAAGAAUGGCAAGGAAGGACGACGAGGAGAUGUAUCGGGAGGUGGGGCCUUUUGUCUGCCGCUCUUCUUCGAUUAGGAGGUGUUCGGGCCUUGACCACAUCCGAAGUCAAGGUUGACGGGGUCGUCUGGUAGGGGACACAAGACGAGGCAGGGCUAGAGAGUCGUCUCCAGAUUCGGCAUCUUCUUCUAGUGGUGAAGCACACACUCAGCACAACUACAUGGAGAAUAAAUAAUUCAUUGUCUUGUGUGAUUCAACGUUGUGCGCGUCGUUAGUGGCAACUGCCAAAAGGCAAAAGUGUUUGUUUCUCAUAAGGCAGGCGAUUUGGGCGACCUUCGUGCUGCUGCUGCUAACAUCAUGUCUUUUUCCACUCUCGGUCCAUGUCCCUGUUGUCUGUGUACUACUGCUGCUCGUACCUCGGUGCUACUGGAGUUGCCGUUCUUCCCCCACUUGCGUUGUGCCUUGAGUCCUCCGAUUGGAACGCUGAUUACUAGGAAUGGUUUGAGGCUGCAGACUCGUUUCUACAUGUUGACUCUAGACGCUUUCGUCAAGAAUAUCUCCACCUGCCUUUGAUUCCGUAUCUCAUCGAAGAAAAAGUUUUAAAACCUUGUUGAAGAACCGACCACCACUUGCAUGAUCUUUGUGGCUGACUUUGUAGCUCUCCGAAUGAAUGAAAUAUCGACAGCCUACGUUCACUUUUCGACGGAAUCUAGGUUCAAAUUCCAUAAUGGAUCUCCUAUUAGUCAACCCUCACAGAAGUGACUUCUCUCUCGGAGAAUAAUUGCCCUUGCACAACGAUCCUCAAAGGACAACAAUCCGAGGAAAGAGAUUACUUUGCUUUUGGAACAGUGUACCUGGUAGAACUUACCAGUAUACAUCGUAUAAUACUAUUCGUC